This is a messenger RNA of Cladocopium goreaui, 1692 nucleotides long. The record is from the annotation of a GenBank genome assembly. Lineage: Eukaryota; Dinophyceae; Suessiales; Symbiodiniaceae.
AUGGAGGACCCGGUGGUAUGUGCAGAUGGCCAUUCCUAUGAACGCGCCUUCAUUCAAAAAUGGCUCGCACUGGGAAAACGCUCCAGUCCAAAGACAAACAUGAGCUUGGCACACACAACCCUGAUUCCAAAUCUCAAUCUGCGAAGCAUCAUCGAGUCGAUCAAGAUCAGAAUGCCUGCCAUCCAGUCUGAGCAGAUUAAGAGCAUCAAGGAGAUGCAGGACCUGGAGGCGAUCGUCCGAUCGCUGAUGGAAGAUCAGGGCAAGCUGGCGGUGACGUGCAUCGACUCCCAGCGACCCCCGGGAACCACAACGGGCACAACGGGGUCCGCUGGACCUGGUGGACCUGGCGCCCCGUAUGAUGCACCAGCGCCGCCGCCGCCACCGGUGGGUGCGCCACUAACACAGCCGAUUCCGGUGGUGUUAAAUCUCUUGAAGCAUGACUCCAAGGAGGUUUGUGAACGAGCGUUGGGUCUCAUUGACGCCUUGGUCGCCUCCAAUCCUCUACACCGCGAUGCGGUCUGGCACAACGGCGGCAUCCCGUUGGUGGUCACCAUGCUGAAAGAUGGUCCUCCGGAGCAGUUGCAGCGCGCCUGCAGCUUGCUGCAGACCUUGUCCAGUCAGCGAGAAGCGCAGAUGGCUGUCGCCUGGGCCGGUGCCAUUCCCAUCUUAGUGCAGCACCUGAACCAUGACCUCAGUCGAGUUCGCGUGGAAGCGGCCAGAGCUUUGUGGAGCCUGGCGCAGAAUAACAUGGACAACCAAACGUCCAUCCUGCAGCAGGACGGGCUACGGCGCCUGGUGGCGCUGCUACAGGGAGCGGCGGAGGCCCAAGAGCCGGCGCUGCUGUUGCUGCUGGCACUGUCGCAGGGCCAUGAACAGCAGGACAACAUCACACGUGCAGGCGCCAUUCCCCCGCUGAUCGGCUUGUUGGAUCGCAUUGAGUUGCGUGAGCUGGCGGCGGCGGUGCUGGCCAAACUGGCGCACGAACAUGAGGACAACCAGUCAGCCAUUGGGGCGGCUACAGGAGCAGUGCCCAAAUUGAUCAAGCUGCUCAGCGACGAAUCCCCCAGCAUCAGAGAAACUUCUGCUGGUUUGCUCCAUGCACUGGUGGCAGGUGGACAUGGCAAAAACGUGAUGUCCAUCUCCCGUAGCGGUGGAAUUCGGCCCAGCUUAGAGCUGCUGAAAGACCAGAACCCUGGAACUCGGGAAGAUGCGACAGGUUUGCUAUCCAUCUUAGCCACCAACGCAGACAACCGUGCCGUGAUCGCCAAGAUGGGCGCCAUCCCGUUGCUCAUCGAUGUGGUGAACGACACGGACCACGUGGCACCGGCAGCCAGAAAACAUGCGGCAACUGCGCUGGGAAACUUGGCGGUGAUGAACUCCAGUAACAAGGAGGCCAUCGGUCAGUCAGGCGGUAUUCACGCCUUGGUGAAUCUGCUCAGUGACGGAGACGCCUUGGUCCGUGAACGUGCUGCCUCUGCGUUGGGAACCUUGUGCGUCCUCAGUGACCAGAACAAGUCUUGGAUGGUGGAAGCAGGCGCCAUCCCUUUGUUGGUGGAGCUGUUGAAGGACGAGAUCAGCAAGAAACCCGCCGUGGUGGUGCUCCGAAGCCUGGCUGAGGAGAAUGAGGUGCACCGCCGUACCAUCAAAGAGCGCUGCGCUGAAGGUGACCUGGCUGCGCUGCUGAAGCUCUGA